Chenopodium quinoa (quinoa) is the source of this 736-nucleotide messenger RNA. RefSeq names its product deoxyuridine 5'-triphosphate nucleotidohydrolase. The transcript has 3 exons. Gene Ontology annotation, molecular function: dUTP diphosphatase activity; magnesium ion binding. The coding region runs from base 57 to 575 and encodes 172 amino acids. The record is from RefSeq and is a predicted model, not a curated record. Gene Ontology annotation, biological process: dUMP biosynthetic process; dUTP catabolic process. NCBI's taxonomy places the organism in Eukaryota, Viridiplantae, Streptophyta, Magnoliopsida, Caryophyllales, Amaranthaceae.
UGCAAAACCCUCUUUUCCGUAGUAAUCGUCGCCUCACUCAUCACAAACUCAUAAAAAUGGCAGAAAACAACUCAAACACCCAAAGCCCAGAAAUCAAGGAACCUUCAACCAAGCUUCAAAAGCUUCAACCCCAUGAAAAUGGCGAUGAAUCCUCUUUCUUCAAGGUCAAGAAGCUCUCAGAUAAGGCUGUUGUUCCUUCUAGAGGAUCCCCUUUUGCUGCUGGUUACGAUCUCUCCAGUGCGGUUGAAUUGAAGGUGCCUGCUAGAGGAAAAGCACUGGUUCCUACUGAUUUGAGUAUUGCUGUUCCUCAAGGAACUUACGCCAGAGUUGCACCGAGGUCAGGACUGACAUGGAAACACUCCAUUGAUGUGGGAGCAGGAGUGAUUGAUGCAGAUUACAGAGGACCAGUUGGGGUUAUCCUGUUCAAUCACUCUGAUGUCGAUUUUGAGGUGAAAAUAGGUGAUCGUAUUGCACAGUUGAUCAUUGAAAAGAUUAUAACUCCAGAUGUUUUCGAGGUCGAAGAUUUAGACUCUACUGUCAGGGGUGCUGGUGGGUUUGGUUCUACUGGUGUUUGAACUGGCUUAGGAAUUAGCAUUGAAAUUGCUGAAUGCUGUGAAUCUGUGAACCAUUUUGCGUAUAUUACUAGUUUAAUUGUACCUUUGAACUUGGUAUUCUAGUAAUGGCUCAUGGUAGAGCACUGAUCAUCGUAAUCGAGUAUUUUUACCAAUGUCGCUUA